This is a messenger RNA of Indicator indicator, 1566 nucleotides long. RefSeq names its product dynein regulatory complex subunit 3 (gene DRC3). NCBI's taxonomy places the organism in Eukaryota, Metazoa, Chordata, Aves, Piciformes, Indicatoridae. The record is from RefSeq and is a predicted model, not a curated record. Bases 1 to 1566 code for a protein of 521 amino acids. Gene Ontology annotation, molecular function: protein binding. The transcript has 12 exons.
AUGAGUCAGUUCAACAACGAUAUUGAGCCAAACAUUAUUGAUGAUAAAAUGGUUCAGAAAGCCAUUGAGGAACAGUGUCCAGAGGACUUAAAGCUUGCCAAAAGGGAAGCUAUUAACUAUAAGGAUGUCACGGAGCUACAGCUCAGUUUUAGAAAUAUCCUGCAGAUUGAUAGUCUCUGGCAAUUUGAGAAUCUGACUAAACUGCAGCUGGACAACAACAUCAUUGAGAAGAUAGAAGGUCUGGAGAGUCUGGUUCAUCUUGUAUGGCUUGACCUGUCCUUCAACAAUAUUGAAGUAAUUGAGGGCCUGGAUACCCUUCUCAGACUGCAGGACCUCAGCCUCUCCAACAACAGAAUAUCUAAACUUGAGCACAUGGACACCUUGCAAGAGCUGCAGAUUUUCUCCAUUGGAAAGAAUAACCUGACCACUCUGGAAGAUGUUGUCUAUCUCAGGAGGUUUAAAAGCCUGCGCACACUGAAUCUCAUGGGGAACCCUCUCUGUGAGGACGAGCGCUACACGCUCUUUGUUGUUGCUCAUCUUCCAGGUCUGGUGUACUUGGACUUCAAGCUCGUGAAUGACACCACACGAGAAGCUGCAGUUUUAAAGUAUCAAGAUCUCACUGAGCUACUGGAACUUGAGGAGGCUGAGGCCCUGGCUCAGCUGAAGGAAGAGCAGGCGAAGCAGAAGGAGCUGGAGUACCACAAAGCAGCCUUUGUGGAGUACCUGAAUGGCUCAUUCCUGUUUGACGAUCUCUAUGCAGAGGAUCCAGAAGCUGCCAAACUGGCAUACCUCCUUGGCGUGGGUGACCUGCUGCAGACAUACAGGGAGGAGUUUGUCUUGGUUUGUGAGAACCUUUUUAACUAUGGUCUGCAAGAGCACGAAAAACGAGAAGCUGAAGUCUCCAGUUUCUGUGAAAGCCUUCAUGAAGCAUUAAUGGCCAACCAGCAAGAAAACAGGAAAAUCAUCCUUGACUUUGAGAGCCGGAACAAAAGGAGGCUGGAUGAGAUUCAUAAUGCCAGUAGCUACGAUAUUGCUGAGUCCAAACGAGCUGAGUCCAAGGAGGACAUACUUCAGCUGUCAGAAGCACUCAUGACCUUGGAAAUGCUGAUAACUGACCAGCUGGAGGAACUCAUAAAGGAUUUUAAAAGAAACAUUGCUGAUAGAGCAUCAACCUUCAUCGAGAAUGUUAAAGGGAUAAUGAGCCAGUGCCGGGACCUGGAGAACCGUCACCAUGAAAGGCUGCUAGAGAUCUCCAUCACCACACUGGAGAAAUCAGUCAAGAAUGAGCUUGAAGAGGAUUUGCCAGAUGAUGUUCGAAUGCUCUUGCUGGACAAAACCACCAUUGUCAAGGCGCUCAACACGUCCCAUGGCAUCCGCCUGCUGAAGAUUAACAAGCGAGAGAGCGACAUCCUCUGCAGCACCUACCGCUGGCAGGCCUCCGUGACGGAGAAGGCUUUCCAAAAUGAGAUGGACAGAAACCGUGAGUGCAUCAAAAAGAUCGUUCAAUACAUCGACACCCUCCAGGAGGAGCUGGAGAACAUCACCAUCAUGGAGCCAAUGCAGUAG